Molecule: messenger RNA, 1714 nt
Organism: Aspergillus alliaceus
Lineage: Eukaryota; Fungi; Ascomycota; Eurotiomycetes; Eurotiales; Aspergillaceae
Product: putative tRNA-specific adenosine-34 deaminase subunit Tad3
Exons: 3
Coding region: 164-1675 (503 amino acids)
Molecular function (GO): catalytic activity
Source: RefSeq, a predicted model, not a curated record
CCAUUUGCUUGCGUUGCAAAACCUGAGAUAAUGCCGUGAACGAAUUUUGUGAGCUUCUGUAAAUCAAAUUGCUCUAGUUCUUACUUUCUUUUUUUCUAUUUUCUCCUCUCGAACAAACUGGGGUAUCAGACCGAUACCACUCAUUCAAAUACAAACGACCCCAAUGGAUGUACAAGAGAUUCUCCGCGGUGUAGAGCCACUUGCCGGACAGGUUAUCCCAGUCAGAACCGUCCAAGAAGCGCGGCCACGUGAAGACUUCGCGGAUGCAUAUGUAGUAGAAGUCAACGUGAAAGGUGCUUCCAAGUUGAUAAAAGCUUUAGAUAGUGCCUAUCCUCGUGAUCCUUCUCGUCCUCUAAAUCAUCUUCGGCGCUUCGCAAAGCAUACCCAACUACCUGACGACCUACGAUCCACCCUGAUCAAGGCAGAACCAUCAGCACAGACAAUUUUUGCUUUGAUUACGCCUCCUUUACCUAAAACAGAAGCGCUUGAAAAACUAUUGGCUCCCUUUGCGCCACCACCCGAAAGUUCGUUGGAUUCGUCCCAGGAUGUAGGGAAUGUCAAACUCCAUACCGUCCGCAUCCCAUUGGAGCCACCUCUGAAUAUUGGACAAGCUGAAAAAUGGUCCAAAACCAUGUGGCCCGUCGUCUUCAACCCUGCAACCCCCAGAGCUAUGAUUGCACCUCCUCCCCAGACCCUAAACCGCGUGCUCGAGUCUAUCAAGCCGAAAGCAGGUCGUUAUCUAGCACUGGCACGUAAGGUGGCUGACGAAGCGGAAAAUUCUGGAUCUGGACGUGGGGUGGGUGCAGUGGUUGUGGAUCCAGACCUCGACGCUCACAUUAGUGCAACCGACGAGGAUGUAGGCACCCAUUGGGCCGAUGCGGUUGUGGCUGUUGCAGGUGACAUACGAUACGCACGCCGAGAGGCUGGAGCAAUUUCAGAAACGGAACGGCAUCUAGGCAAAGGGCCCAAUCCCAACACACAGAUGUACAACCCAGAUGUAGAGGGCGGGCCAGAACUACAUGCGCUAAUGCGCGCAGCGGACUUGGUUGCUAGCGGAAGACGUAAGCAGGGUGGGAACGAGUUGACCACACAACUACCUCUGAAUCAACUAGAGAAGUUCUUCCUCUCUCAGUCGGACGUCUCCGGGCCGGAUGCCCCAUCCGAUUCUGAUGACCCAUCCCCCGUGCCGGAGAAGUAUUUGAAAACAGAGACGGGGGCUCAUGCCAUUCCCAAAACGACAGACAGUUCUCGAGUACCUCGACUUCGCUCCCGCGAGCAAGGCGGCUACCUCUGCACAGACCUCGAUGUAUACUUGACGCACGAGCCUUGCCUUUGUUGCUCGAUGGGUCUUCUACUUUCGCGCUUCCGGGCGGUUAUCUUCCCGCGGCGUGGACGCAUGGUGACGGGAGGCCUUGCAUCAGAGCCUGCGAUCGCACCCGUUCCAGUGUUAGAUGCUACGGAAGAGGUGCGUGAUAUGUCUGAGCCAACGCGGGAUCAGGAUCAGCACGGGUCGGAAGAGAAUACGCCCAGCGAGCAUGCUGAGUCUCGGUCAAAGCGGCUGUAUUAUGGGCUGCACUGGCGGAAAGAGUUGAAUUGGCGGGCACUGGGAUUCGAAUUUGUCGAAGACGAGGUUACAGAGAAAAGUGCCGAAGAAGGUGUGACAUUCCACGCAUAACGCUUACACGAAAUUAGAGAAUAAUGUACUAUAUACACA